Molecule: messenger RNA, 7914 nt
Organism: Dunckerocampus dactyliophorus (ringed pipefish)
Lineage: Eukaryota; Metazoa; Chordata; Actinopteri; Syngnathiformes; Syngnathidae
Gene: gpr155a
Product: G protein-coupled receptor 155a
Exons: 16
Coding region: 319-2781 (820 amino acids)
Biological process (GO): transmembrane transport; intracellular signal transduction
Cellular component (GO): membrane
Source: RefSeq, a predicted model, not a curated record
GCGUAAAUGAACGCGUUCACGAAAACCCGUGACACCCAAGUCAAUACAACAUUAGCGAGUUUUGAACGACUCGUUUAUGAUUCGCACAUGGCUAUUACGAAAGUUACUGGGAGGGAAGUAAAGUCAGAGCACAACCGACAGUCUGCACCGUCGCUAACAUUUCCAUGUGCCGUUGUGUGCGUGGUGGCACAGUCCUCGUCAUUUUGAAGACGGCGAAACAAGCGUUCUCGUGCUAACGUUAGCUAUAACAUGGCUACUCCUCAUUUCGGGACUUUGACUGAUACAAGAGGAUGAGGUAAAGGCAAAAACAACCCCAGCAUGACGGCUGGUAGGAGCAUCAUCAUCAUGGAGAUCAGCACCACCCCCAGCAUCCUUCCACAGGAGGCAGGAGACCUGCUGGAUCCCUCAUCCAGCAUAUCCAUCAACAAGCUCCUCCCGGCUCUGUUCAAGUGCUUUGGCAUCAUCCUGUGUGGCUACGUAGCCGGCAGGGCCAACAUAAUCACCUCUUCCCACGCCGAAAGUUUAGGCCACUUUGUGUCCAAGUUUGCCUUGCCUGCACUCCUGUUUAAGAACAUGGUGCUGCUGGACUUUAGGGAUGUCAUCUGGCCCUUCAUCUGGAGCAUCCUCAUAGCCAAAGCGUCGGUAUUUGUCAUCGUUUGUGUCCUCACACUGCUGGUUUCCAGUCCAGAGAGUCGCUACAGCAAAGCUGGACUCUUCUCGAUAUUCGCUACCCAAAGCAAUGACUUUGCUCUGGGUUAUCCCAUUGUAAAAGCUCUAUAUCAGAGCACAUACCCAGAAUACCUCCAGUACAUCUACCUGGUGGCACCUGUGUCGCUCAUGCUGCUAAAUCCCAUUGGCUUUGCCUUUUGUGAGGUCCAGAAAUGGAAGAAUCAGAGAGACCACCGGCAAAGCAAACUUCUGAUUGUGGGACAAGUGGCCUUACAAGUCCUCAAGAACCCGAUUGUUUUUAUGGUUGUCAUCGGCAUCGGGGCCCAUUUUGCUCUGCGGCAGACUGUGCCUUCGUUCAUGGCGGAUUUUGUGGAUGGUUUGGCCAACUCUUUUGAGGGAGCUGCUCUGUUCUACUUGGGUCUGUCCAUGGUGGGCCAGCUGAAGAAGUUAACCAGGUCCACUGUGGUCACGUUGAUACUGCUCUUGACAGCAAAACUGUUGCUGAUGCCUCUGAUUUGUGAAGACAUGGUGGAUCUCCUGGAUGACACCAGCCCCUCGAACCACUCAAGCCUCUCCAACUAUGCUUUUCUUUACGGAGUAUUCCCCACAGCGCCCAGCGUCGCUAUCUACGCUGCGUAUUAUAACUCACAGCUGGAAGUGGUGAUUUCUGGGAUGGUGAUUAGCACUUUCCUCUCAGCUCCAAUCAUGUUUACCUCAGCCUGGCUGCUCACUCUGCGCCGGAUGGACCCUCGGCUCGUGAUGAACGCUUUGCAAGACGUCAGCUUUGAUAUCAGCAUUGUCAGCUUGGUGGCACUUCUGUGGACCAUCGCCGUCAUGCUUUUCAGUAAGAAGUUCAAGAGGCUGCCUCACAUGUUUACCACCAACCUUUUCUUGGCACAGUUUCUUACUUGUUUUGGAAUGAUCCUGUGGAAAUUUGUGGUGACGCAAGACAACUUCAUUGGUCAGCUCCUGACUUUUACACUGCUGUGCACUUCACUCUACGGCACGUAUGUGUGGCCAGGAUUAAUUGCGCUCUCCAUUGUGCUUCUGAGGAGGUUUGGCAGUCUGAAAGUUUCGUCAGGCGUGAUUGUGGUUGCUGGCUGGGGGAUCCCUGCCUUCAUAACUGCUGUGUUGCUCAUUUGUGGGGAAAAAAUGCCUGACACCCUCGACUCAUCCCUCUUCUACAGCAAACCACAGAUCAUCUGCACCACAAUAGUGCUUUUACUCAGCAUCGUCCUAGUAGGGAGCUCCCUGCUGUUACUCAGUAGAGGAAGCUGGGCCCAAAAUGAGCAAAGUCAGGAGGGAAACACGUCUGUGGAAGACCUUGUGACCGAAACGGAACAAGAUAGCCAGUGUUCGUUUGAGCCAGAAGCCCAUUCAGCAGAUCUCAGCAGAGUGUGCCACAUGUGUGAGUGUGCACGGCCACAGCCCAUGCCUGAUAUGAUCAUCAGCACCAAUAUGAACCACACAGCAAGCACACUUGCAGGUCAAAAUGAGAAUAGCAGCGAGUCGACGGUCUGCCUGGUCUUCAGGGUGGACGAGCUCCAUCAGAAUGAGCAGAGACAAAUAUCCCGUCACGUGCUCUUGUGUUUGCUUCUGGGUGUGAGCUCGCUCGCUAACUUGUCCAGCUGUGUGUGGGUGCUCUUCCACCAAAACCCGAGCCGACUUUACGUGGAGCUGCAGUUCUUCUGUGCGGUUGCCAAAUACGGGCAGGGUUUUCUCUCCUUUGCGUUGUUCGGACUGGACAAACACUUGAUUAUCCUGCCGUUUCGCAAGAGGCUGCACAGACUGUGGUAUGGAAAGCGGCAAGAAGAGCAACCGCCACAUGAUUUACCUGAGGAGAUCAGAAUGACCUGCACCGACUUUGUCAAACACCAUAAAGACAAAUGCUUUCACGACAUCGUCAGGAAGAGAAGGUGCAGCGUGAGGAUGAUGGUGGACUGUUUCUUAGGCUGUGAGCUUGUGGAGUGGCUGCAGCAGGUGGGCUUAGCUCAGGAUGCAGGUGAGGCUGUACUCUACGGCACACGCCUGCAGCAAGGCGGCGUUCUUCAACACAUCGAGCAAGAACACACCUUCCAGGACGGCCGGCUUUAUUACUCCUUUGUGACGUAAGCCGCCCGUCGCCCACUGAGCGCUUUAACUUCAGCACGGUGUAAAGAUUGCUAUUCCACGCACAUGCUGGAUAUAUGCUAUGCAAUAAUAACGCAUGAAUCACGAACGUGGUAGCUCAGCCGGUAGUUAUGAGAGCUACGACAACAUUGACAGCAGUUCCUCUGGGAGGGCUCUUACUUGACUCGUGCACUGCUUUGAAAGGCAAACGAGAUGCGCAGAAUCACAUACGUGGAAAAAUAAACUCGCCACUCAACUAAUGAUGAUGGAAUAGAUGUAUCUACAAGAGAUAUUCAUGCAUGCUCAGUUUAUAAGACUUGAGAGGCAAAAUAUUCACACCAUGAGUCGAUGGAGCGACGAUAAGAUUCAUAUUGUUCAAUUAAUACCUCUCAGCGACAGUGUCUUUACUUUUAUAAAGGAUGAAAUGCCAUACAGUUUUUUUAUUGGGUGUUAGUGUGAAUGUGUACCUAAGGUUGUGGCCAGUGCCUGAAGUGCUUCUCGGCAAAGAAUCCUGCCUGACUGCUGUCUACAGGUAUUUUAAGCGACUUGUCUUCACAUUCUGUGUGACAGAACAAAUGAAAUGUGCAUGCAGUGCAGUGGAACCUCGGGUUUUGUUAUUCAUUUGUUCCAAAAGGGCAGACGAAACCUGAAUCAACGUUUCCCAUGGGAAAUAAUAUCAGUCCAAUUAAUCUGUUCCAGACACCCACAGAAUAUGAACAAAAAACACAUUUUAGAGAGAAUAAGCAUAGUUUUACAUGCAGACAACAAAGUGAAGUACAGUAAUCCCGCCUUUUUUAUUGUGGUUAAUUGGUUCCAGACCCGAAUGUGAACUUUGGCCAAGUAGGAUUCCUUAUUCCUAAAUGGAAUAUUUUCGUAUUUAGAGCAUAGAAAAACAGUUUCCGACCUCCUAAAUGCAUUUUUUAAAACAUUAUUAGAGCCCUCUAGACAUGAAAUAACAUAACUAGUGAACUAGGAAGGAAUCCUUACAUCACAACCCUGUUGUUUCAGACGCUACCUUCCCACUUUGCUCCUACUUACUUCUUGAAUUAAAUGGCGGUUCGCACUCUUUAUCAAAGUUCUCAAAAAAAUCACAGACAUGUUCGCCUAAAUAUGCAGUGCACUUGAACACCUCAUCAGCACAGGGCGCACAGUGAUUAUUAGGAGGAAGAAAGGAGACAGAUACAGACUUGCUCAUUUUGGGUGUGUUCUAUGAGCAAAUAAAACACUCACACAUACAUAAUAAAUAAUAAAUAUGAUUAAAGGAUUCCUUGGCUGGAAUCUGUCUAUAGUGUCCCAACUCUAAAAGAACCACUAUCCAUUUGGCUUUCAGCAAUGUGUGGAUGCUUUGUUUGGACGCACGACUACUUUGUUAAGCGCACUGUUUGCUCGUAUGAUAACCGAGACAUUGUACGAAAACAGAGAUAGAUUUUUGACGAUAAUUUUCAUCCAAAUCCUACGAAAUCAACCGAGGUACCACUGCACAUGAAAUUUAGUCCAAUGGUGAGCAAACACUACUUAUGUGGUGGUCAUAUUGCUAUUGUUUAAUCACCACAGGCCUUAAUGAAGUGCAUAACUACAUAAAACAUUUGUUUUAAUAGCAAUGUCAGCUUUUCAUGCAGCAGUAUUUUAUGCAAUCCAUGAAACUUCGUUUUCUUUAUUUUUAUCUGAGGUCAGUACGUGAGUAAAUAUUUCGCAGUGUUUUAUCUCUAUGCCAAAGAAAAAAAAAGGUAAGAUGAUAUUUUUUUUUAAUUUAUUUAUCUAAUUUCAUUCAGUGUUCAUUCAGUUUAGCUUAUGAACGUUUGAUUUGUUUGUAGCACAGUUGCCAUGGCAAUGCUAACAUUAUGCUAAGCAAUGGUGACUGUUUUAUCAGGGAUACAUUAGCUUGGGUGGCAACAAGCACAUGCUUCAAUUGCCAUAAAAAAUAUGACGUAUCAUAGAUGAACACCAUGUGAAAAUAAAUACCCAUUUUUGUCUCUCAGGUGAAAUGAAUUGAUGAAUGAACUAUUGCUAGAUGGAUGGUUAAUGGUACAGUAAUUAUGAAUGUAUUCAAACUAGUGUAAAUAAUACAGGGUGUCCAUAAAGUCUCUUUCAAAUUUAAGUGGAGACGCUCCGUGUCAGCUUUCUUACCGAUAUCGUCCAGCACUUCAUUACGGAUACCGAUAUCGGCUCUUCCGUCAAACUGAUGUGGUGGAAUGAAGACAUGAUGAUUCUUCUACUGGAUGUAUUUCACAAAAGUGCUACAUUUUGUGGAAAAUAAAACAAAUACUGCAAUACAGUAAGCAGUACAAGUUCUAGAGAAAGCGCCAAAACGCUGCGUGAGUCCAACUGAUUCUUCCUGAAGUCUGACGUUAUGUUCCGCAUGACAGGUCGGACUUUAGUGUAGCGUUUCCUAAGUUUUCAUGUAAUUUCCUGUUAUGUGCUAUUAUUUUGGUUUUUCUGUUUCCUGUUUAGCACCAUGUGACUUUGCAGUCGCUGGAAAGCGCGUGCAGCGGUAUCUGUUUCCCAGUAGUCGUCUAAUGGUACUAUUUACGUGUCACAGCGUACUUUACAUUUUGCACUGUUGAAUCUUAAGGAGGUUUUAAGUAAAGCUUCAAAAUGGAAAAAAGAAGAAAUGGGAUUGAGAUAAAAAAAUGUUUUGAGUAAGCAGUUUAUUGCAAACAAGCAUUAAAGUGAAAUAGGCUGUUCUAAAGUUUAAGACCACAGCCUUUAAAAGGCAAAAUCUUGGCAGGAGAGCACCAAACACGGGACAUGUGGAAGAAAGUUUUAUUCUUUGAUGAGGAAAAAUGUAAGCUUGACGGUUGGCUUCCAACGUUACUGGCAUGACAAGGAGAUCCCGCCUGAGAUGUUUUCCACACGGCACAGUGGAGGGGGCGCCAUCAUGAUCGUUCAAUGAAACAACGGAGCUUCAGGUUGUGCAGGGGCGUCAAACGGCAGAUGGCUAUGUGGAGAUGUUGCAGGGGGCAUCCCUCAUGACUGAAGGCCCUAGUCUGUGUGGUAAUGACUUUUUGAACAGGACAACGCUGCUCUUCACAAAGGACUUCUUCCAGAGGAAUAAGCUCACUCUUUUGGACCAUCCUGUGUGUUCCCCUGAUCUAAAUCCAGUGGAGAACAUUUGGGAUGGAUGGCAAGGGAAGUUUACAAAAAUGGACAUCAGUUCCAGACAGUGGAUGACCUCCAUGAAGCCAUCUUCACCACCUGCAGCAACAUUCCCACGAGCCUCCUGGAAACACUGGCAUCAAGCAGGCCCUAACCCAUUUAUCAGCUCAUUAACAAGAAUGGCACAGCUGCUCAUUACGGACUGCUUGUUUUCAACACUUUAUUUAAAUUUUAGGGGGGGUUUCACAUUUUUUUGAGCUAUGGCCUCAAACGUCUGAUCAGCUGAUGAACAGCCUAUAUCCAACAGUUCAAAAUGCACAUUCUUGCAAUUUUUCAAAAAAAACGAUAACAGUAUAAUCCGAUAUUUAAUUUUUAUGCCGUAUCGCCAAUUUUAUCGGACAUCCCUAAAUUUAACAAUUCAAACAAUAAGUCAACUUUUACAAAAUGAGGAGUGGAUAUUGAUUUUUUUUUCCCCCUCUUUAUAAGACACCUCUAUAUGGGCACCAUUAGUUACACAAAGCAUAUGAAGGGGAUACUGGAUUUCCUGCCAUAUUCACUGUAGCAUAGCUGCAGGCUGUGGGCGAGUCUUUGUUCCAUGCAAUGAUAUCUAGAACAUAACCCCAUAGAAAGAAGUGCAAGGGUGAAUGAGGAUUGAGCACAACCCAUUUCAUCAACAGCGUACCUGGAAAAACACAAAUUAAAAUCUUUGAUAACAACACGGUCUACAUAGAACAUAUCUCAUGAUACUUUGUGGACACCCUGUGCUGUUUCUAAUAAAGUCAGUGUUAAUGUGUGACACAUUUUGUAAAGUGCUGCAUAUUUAUCAUUGUUCCAAAUAAAUCUUAUUACUGCAGUUGUUUUUCCUCAUCUUUCCUGAUUUCUUUCCAUGUUUCACCAAUGAAGCUAAUCUAGAAUUUUCCAUGUAUUUGAUCAGGCACGCUCAUAACUGACGUUGUGUGAGUUAGAAGCCUUUGCUGUACAGCUCCAUCUCAUCCUUCACGCAGCUUGAGAACACAUCCACCAAAACGUCAGGCUGCUUAACACCAUGACGAAGAAUCUCUUCCAUCUCUUUCAUUCUCUCGCUUUCCAACUUCCUCAUGCCGAGCAUGAUCUUCUCUCCUCGCUCCUGCGGAGAACAGCAAAUGUGAGUAAGAAGAAGUGUUUUUUCGUGACGAGACGAAGGGGUACCUCGUUGUACCUUGUGCGUGUCGAUGACGGCGGCCGCCGCCUCGUGUUUGCCAAACAACGCGUGCCUUCGGUCGGGCUUACUCUGGAAGCGCGGCUUCCUCUUUACUGGGUCGUCUGGGCCGUAACUGGGGGAGGUGGUCUCCUUCAGAUCCCCGCUGGUGUUUUGUGCAAAGGCGAAGGGUUUGAACACAGACCUGUUGUACAAAAGAGGAAGUUAUUUCCCCACCUGUAUAACUUUUCUUAGCUUUCCCGUGAUGGGUAGGAACCAAACCACAAGUAAUUGACACGCGCAUAACAAUGUCUGUUUUUAACACACUGCUCGCUCCUCCACCUCCAAACCCUCCUGCUGGCUUGACAUUGGCGUUAUCCGCUAAUUUUGGAUUGACAUUUGCAAUAAAAAGUGACUGUUGUAAUGCUUAGAUUAGAUUCAGCUCUAGAACCCUUCCCUUCUCUCUUCAAAUGCCAUUGUUCACUCGCGACACAAUCCAGGUUUAAUCCCUAAAUUUCAUGGAAUGGGAGUCACGGUGUAGCCUUUAGUCUGGUUGUUGUAAUUCCAGCAAGGACUUACCAUCACAUAUUAACUUGUGUUCACCUCUGGGCAAGUUUUCAGGCCCUAUUGACUGUCAAAUCUAAGGUUAACAUAGCAAAAUAAAUUUCAGCCUCACACAGCACAACUAUGGUGUGUUCAAGGACCACCGGACAAAGUGCAAAAUGUCAACGCUUGACAAAAAAACAUUAUCAGUGAAGCAUAAAGACAUAAAUAUGUAAAAAUGGUGGCCUUUUUUCCAACAGUGGUACAUGUAUGCAUCACGUAUUUGUAAAUUAUUAUUGACUUAUGGCAGGGGUGUCCAA